This is a messenger RNA of Macaca mulatta (Rhesus monkey), 9021 nucleotides long. It is a transcript of the gene INPP4B, whose product is annotated as inositol polyphosphate-4-phosphatase type II B. Gene Ontology annotation, molecular function: phosphatidylinositol-3,4-bisphosphate 4-phosphatase activity. The record is from RefSeq and is a predicted model, not a curated record. NCBI's taxonomy places the organism in Eukaryota, Metazoa, Chordata, Mammalia, Primates, Cercopithecidae. Gene Ontology annotation, cellular component: cytoplasm.
AGCCGGAGAGCCAGCCGCGCUGGUGACAACUUCUCUGGGGCGCGCGCGGGGCUGGCAGGCGUGGAGCGAGCAGGGAGCGCGGCCGAAGCCAGAGGCUGGGGGAGCUGCUGGAGCCUCGCGAAGCCGCGGCCCGCGCCCUGCGCCGUCACCGCCGCCUGCUAGUUUCCUCCGGGUUCUCAGCCCCGGGUGCUGAGGCUUCGGUCUAUAAAUAGCAGGUUACAGCUCCUCCUGGGCGCGCACACGCUCACAGGCUCACAAGCGAACGCAGGAAAGUCAGGCUAAAAGUGUCUGCUGCUGCUGCCGCCCCCUACUCCGCCUCCGGGAGAGAACACAAAGAAAUGGUGUUACCUGGCAAGAGAUCUUCUGUCUUUUAUGAAAAAUUAGACAAAGAGCCUUGAAACCAGCAAAACAAUAAUCGAAGAGCAAUUCUGUCAAGGGAAACACCAUAAAUCAGGUACAGAAUUUCAGAGUGGGAUAUCAGAUCUUUAGUGUGAAGAUACAUCUACAUUAAACCAGAAAUCACUGGAAGUGACAUUUGGACAAGAACAUUUGGAAAAUUUUAAAACUGUGAAGGUUGAUCAUGGAAAUUAAAGAGGAAGGGGCAUCAGAAGAAGGGCAGCACUUUCUUCCUGCAGCCCAGGCCAGUGAUCCCGGGGACUGUCAGUUCACAAGUAUCCAGAAGACUCCAAAUGAACCACAGUUGGAAUUCAUCCUUGCAUGCAAGGAUCUUGUGGCUCCUGUCCGUGAUCGUAAACUGAAUACACUGGUGCAGAUCUCCGUAAUCCACCCCGUGGAGCAGAGUCUGACAAGAUACUCCAGCACGGAAAUUGUGGAGGGAACAAGAGACCCACUGUUUUUGACUGGUGUCACAUUCCCAUCUGAGUAUCCCAUCUAUGAGGAGACCAAAAUAAAACUAACAGUCUAUGAUGUCAAGGAUAAGUCUCAUGACACCGUUCGAACCAGUGUCCUACCAGAACAUAAGGAUCCCCCGCCAGAAGUUGGGCGAAGUUUCUUGGGCUAUGCCAGUUUUAAAGUGGGAGAGCUACUGAAGUCAAAGGAGCAGUUGCUGGCCCUGAGCCUGAGAACUUCAGAUGGUGGCAAAGUGGUUGGCACCAUAGAAGUCAGUGUCGUGAAGAUGGGGGAGAUUGAGGAUGGGGAAGCCGACCACAUCACCACAGAUGUACGGGGACAAAAGUGUGCCCUGGUAUGUGAAUGUACAGCCCCAGAAAGUGUGAGCGGAAAAGAUAACUUACCUUUUUUGAAUUCAGUGUUAAAGAACCCAGUAUGUAAAUUAUAUAGAUUUCCCACAUCUGACAAUAAGUGGAUGCGAAUUCGAGAGCAAAUGUCAGAGAGCAUUCUUUCCUUUCAUAUUCCUAAGGAAUUGAUUUCCCUUCACAUUAAAGAAGAUUUGUGCAGAAACCAGGAGAUAAAAGAACUUGGUGAGCUUUCUCCACAUUGGGACAAUCUGCGAAAAAAUGUCCUUACUCACUGUGACCAAAUGGUGAAUAUGUACCAAGACAUUCUGACAGAACUGAGCAAGGAAACAGGGUCCUCUUUCAAAUCAAGCAGCAGCAAAGGAGAGAAAACAUUAGAAUUUGUUCCAGUAAAUCUACAUCUGCAAAGAAUGCAGGUACACAGCCCUCACUUGAAAGAUGCUCUCUACGAUGUCAUCACUGUGGGAGCCCCAGCUGCCCAUUUUCAGGGAUUUAAGAAUGGUGGUCUUCGGAAACUACUCCAUAGAUUUGAAACAGAAAGAAGAAAUACCGGAUACCAGUUUAUUUACUAUUCACCUGAAAACACAGCCAAAGCAAAAGAAGUGCUCAGCAACAUCAAUCAACUACAACCUCUUAUAGCAACCCAUGCAGACCUACUGCUUAAUUCUGCAAGCCAGCAUUCUCCAGACAGCCUGAAGAAUUCUUUAAAGAUGCUUUCAGAAAAAACAGAGCUUUUUGUACAUGCCUUCAAGGAUCAACUUGUCAGGAGUGCUCUUUUAGCACUCUACACCGCAAGGCCAGGCGGUGUUCUUAAGAAACCCCCAUCUCCUAAGAGCAGCACAGAGGAGAGCAGUCCCCAAGAGCAACCCCCACUGAUGAGACGGCAGGACUCCAUACCACAUCAUUCAGACUACGAUGAGGAAGAGUGGGACAGGGUGUGGGCCAACGUAGGGAAGAGCCUGAACUGCAUUAUUGCUAUGGUGGAUAAACUGAUUGAAAGAGAUGGCAGCAGUGAAGGCAGUGGCAGCAACAAUGAUGGAGAAAAGGAACCUUCGUUAGCAGACUCCAUCCCCUCUCACCCAAGAGAGGACUGGUAUGAACAGUUGUAUCCCCUCAUCCUUACCCUGAAGGACUGCAUGGGAGAAGUGGUGAACCGAGCCAAGCAGUCCCUGACGUUUGUGCUCCUUCAGGAACUUGCGUACAGCUUGCCCCAGUGUCUGAUGCUGACGCUAAGAAGAGACAUCGUCUUCAGUCAAGCGCUUGCCGGAUUGGUUUGUGGUUUUAUCAUCAAAUUACAGACAAGUCUGUAUGACCCAGGCUUCCUACAGCAGCUUCACACAGUGGGGUUGAUAGUACAGUAUGAAGGGCUACUAAGUACAUACAGUGAUGAAAUUGGAAUGCUAGAGGACAUGGCUGUUGGCAUUUCUGAUUUAAAGAAAGUCGCAUUUAAAAUAAUUGAAGCCAAAUCCAAUGAUGUAUUGCCAGUUGUAACAGGAAGACGAGAACAUUAUGUGGUAGAGGUCAAGCUUCCAGCCAGGAUGUUUGAGUCGCUACCUCUACAGAUUAAAGAAGGACAGUUGCUUCAUGUGUAUCCAGUACUUUUUAACGUUGGAAUCAAUGAACAGCAAACUCUGGCUGAGAGGUUUGGAGAUGUCUCUUUGCAAGAAAGUAUUAAUCAGGAAAACUUUGAACUUCUACAAGAAUAUUACAAGAUAUUUAUGGAAAAGAUGCCUCCUGAUUAUAUUUCACAUUUUCAGGAACAAAAUGAUUUAAAAGCAUUACUAGAAAAUCUCCAUCAAAAUAUCCAAUCCAAAAAAAGAAAGAAUGUAGAAAUUAUGUGGCUGGCUGCAACGAUUUGCCGCAAACUAAAUGGUAUUCGUUUCACCUGUUGUAAAAGCGCCAAAGACAGGACAUCGAUGUCAGUGACACUUGAACAAUGCUCAAUCUUGAGAGAUGAGCACCAGUUACACAAGGACUUCUUUAUCCGAGCGCUGGAUUGCAUGAGAAGAGAAGGAUGCCGCAUAGAGAAUGUACUGAAGAAUAUCAAAUGCAGAAAGUAUGCUUUCAACAUGCUACAGCUGAUGGCUUUCCCCAAGUACUACAGACCUCCAGAGGGGACUUAUGGAAAAGCUGACACCUAAGUUUACCAACAUGUUAAUAAACAGGAACACAAAUAUGUUUCAGUUGGAUAAUCUUCACCUUGGUCUUUUUUGUUUGUUUUUAUUGUCAUGAAUUUGUGGUUGGGGAGAUGAUCACAGAUGUUUGCCAAAAUCUAGGAACUACUUGAAUUCAUUGUCAGCAUAUUACUCUGAAAGAAAUCCAUUUAAAAAAAUCUUACAUGACUCAGUACUGUCAUUUCUAGUUCUAAGUUUCUAUGUGCUGAGCCUAGCUGAUUGUGAUUGGUUCACAAAGUAUAAAUUUCAUUCAUGAGUAUUUAAAUGUUUCUGAGGAAACAUGGAUCAUUUCAGUAGGACUUGGGGUGAUUCAGAGAGCACUACUGUCCAUCCAAAUGAAGAGAGGAGAGGGGGAAAAGGAGCAGAGUUUUUUGUGAUACAACUUAAUAACCUAUGAGAACAUAGUCAACCUGAGAAUCAAUAUAAGGGAUUAAAAGAAAACGUGUAGCCACUCAAUUAGGUAGAGUUAACUCGUGAUCUGGAAUACUGAGGCAGUUUGCAGGUAUGUUCCACAAUGAUCUCUAUCAUCCAGUCAAGGUGUGACUCUUCCUCUUCAACAGGCAUAUGCAUGAAGUGAGUAAAGCAGUCAACAGACCUUUCAAAACCAUGGCAUCUUUUCAGAACUCUGACUUGGGUUGUGUGAUCUAGCUGUGAAUGUAGCAAUAUAGAACGUUUAAUAGAGUGAUAGGCAAAACACUGCAAUGAUCUAAAAUUGCAAAGAAAAUAAAAAUGAACAUUUUGAUACCCAAAAUGAAAAUCCCCAUCAGCCUGAACUUUAUGUUGUGAAGUUCAUGAAUGUCAGUGAGGUGUCUCUGAGAUGUUUUUUAGCAGUCAUCUCAGUAUAAGCAUGCAGUUAUGGCAUAGGUUUGUAUAUGUUAAUAAGCCUUUAAAACGUAUGCAACCACAACAAAUGAUAAAGUAAAACAAUUAUUUUCUGUUACCCUGAAUUUCAAACUUGCCCUUACUCAGUAAAAUAACAACAUUUAUAAGUUUUCCAAAAUCCCAAAGUAGAGGUUUCCUUAAAAAUCAUCUUGUAUAAUACCAGUAUUCAAAAAUGGGUAAGGUUAAUCACCCCCAAUCACCCAGCAAAAGAGUUGCAAAAUCAGAAUUACAACCUCUUCUUACUUUUCUAGCCUGUGGCUUGUCCCUUCUCCAAAUUGCUAUGCUAAAUAUGCAUGAAAAUUAAGGGAGAAUGCUAGUUAGUUAAAAAGAAAUUAGGAUUUAUCACUGGAAUUGAAACUAAGAGUACAAAAGUCUGAAUGAAUGAAACUUUUUUUCUACAAAUUUUAUGAAUUUAUUCUUGUUCCUUUCUCAUUAGAAGAACAUGCUAUCCAAAGCAUAAAUCUCCCUUGAAAAUAACAGAGGCUCAUUAAGCCCUCUCUUAGCUAUGAUCAAUGGAUGAUAUUAUGCUUUCCAUACCGAAUGUGAUAGCUCCUUGCCUAAUAUUCCUGUUGAAAUAAGGAUUCCAAACACAUUUCUAGUCCCAGGUUAAGAUUUUCAAAUUACUACAAAUUUUAGGUAAGCAUUUGGAGUUUUUUACACUAGAAUUAUCAAUUUUUUAUUUUAGCUAAUUACCUGUGGGCAUUAUACUUGAGGCAGUUACGAAACUACUUACAGCCUUUUUAAUGAAAAUGUGCUGUGUACUUUGAAUCCAUUCAUAGACAAAAUUACCUUGAUGUUCUCUUAACUCAUUCUUUAUUUUAGUGAUUAAAUAUGACCUUUGAGUUGUUCAAUAUCAUUUGAAAAUGGUAGGAUUUGUGGUUAUUUUCAUGCCCCACUGGAUUUAAGAUAAAGAGGCUGGGAUGACAGAGGCCUCCUCCAAUAUCUAUGAAGCCUCAUUCAGCAUAUCAAAUGGUAAUCUGAGUUCCAAGAAACCUUAAGUAAUUUGUCAACCUGUAAAUACUCUUAUAAAUAAUAAUUUUUAUUUGUAGUUUUAAAAAAUGAAACCACUUGACUCGAAUACAGAAAAAUAUUAACUAGAAAGCCAACAGCAGGGGUUUCUAUUUUUAAAAGACAUUUCAAGGAUUUCCUAUAAUCCCAGCACUUUAGGAGGCCAAGACGGAUGGAUCACUUGAGGUCAGGAAUUCAAGAUCAGCCUGACAAACACGGUGAAACCCCAUCUCUACUAAAAAUACAAAAAUUAGCUGGCUGUGGUGGUACACACCUGUAAUCCCAGCUACUCGGGAGGCUGAGGCAAGAGAAUCGUUUGAACCCAGGAGGUGAGGUUGCAGUGAGCUGAGAUCACACCAUUGCACUCCAGCCUGUGUGACAAGAGUGAAACUCCAUCUCUAAAUAAGUAAAUAAAUAAAUAAAUAAUAUAGAAGCCUCAAAUUAUAGUGCUUACUGUAAUACAAAUGCUUUAUGAAUUUUCAUUCAUUAGCAUAGUCAUCUGCAUUUCCUUAUAGAAAGCCUAUACUGGUGUAAACUUCUAAAAGUGGAUUUCAUCAAGAAAAUGUAUUUCAUAGAGACAACAAUAUUGCUUUUUUCCUGAGAGACAGUUCAAAAAUUCUUGAACAACUACUUCACUAUUUCUUAAGUUAUUAAGGCUAAAUCAAAGAGCAAAUGUUAAAAAAAAAAAAAAAGCGUUUAAAUCUCUCUUGAACGAACACAGCCACAGGCAUGCUAUUCUAUCUACAUUUUCACUUAAAAGAUACACCAGCAGACCUAUUUUAGGAGGUCAUAUUGAGCUGAAAAAUGAACUGAGCAAAUGACAUUUCCAAACUCUUUUUUUGCUCAAAAAUAAUAUGUUCCCCUUUGAUAUUAAAUGCAGAUAUCAAUUCUGGAUUAGUUAUUUACUGAGCCCUAGGAAAAACAUAUUUAAAGACAAGGAAACCAUUCAUUUACAUUUCAUAUCAUUGCUUUUUUCUUUUAAGUAUUGCCUUGAGGUUUGUCUAUACUCUGCCAAAACAAUCCCUGAACAUAGUUUGGUCAGCCUCAUAAUUCAAUGAGUCAAGAAACCAUUUGAUCCAGGUGAUAAACUGUACUAAAUAACAAACUGCCCAAUCAGGGCAGAGCUCCACAGACCCAGCCUCCAGCCCUUAUUUUAUAAGACUAACCCCUCUUCUGAAAAACUCUGAAGGCUUAAAAGCUAGCAUUUGGAUAGAGGAUACUUCCUUUUUAUCCUUCAACUAUGUAUGGCAUUUUACAUAAAAUAAGAGGUAAAAAAGCAAAGAGAAACUGAUUUGUAUAAAGUAAUGCCUUUCUUCCCAAGCAAAUCAAACGUCUCCCUAUGUAAAAGUUGAUAGUGUACCAAGAGACACACUACCACUGGUGGGCUGGAACUAGCUCGUUCUGAUGCAUAAAAGUUGGUAAUUAAAGUAUCCAAAAUUUUGUAAGCUAGUUGUUAAAUGUAACCAUUAUUAAAUAUGAAAUUACAAAACACAAUGGAAUACAUUGAAAACAAAGGUAAUAAUCAAAACAUACCACUUCCCAAUUAUUUUACUACCUUAUACUAUUUAUCAGGACUCUUGAGUCUGUUUAGGUCUAUUGCAUCUUUAUAGUGAAAACAGAAUACAAUAUUGUGCUACUAUGGGUCUCUUCCUGACUGCAGAUUCUUAACGUGGUGUUAGUAGCUUGAAACUGUCCACAGUGGGAGUAUUUACACCAUAGAAACUGGCAAAUGCUAUGAACUAGCAAUUUUAAUUCCUGGAAAGGCAGUUGUUGAGCAUUUACCGGCACACAAUGAAUGCCUUCAUCUAUUUUUUUUUCAUUAGGAAAUAAAUUAUGACAGGCAGUAUAAAAUUAUUAAAAUGGUAUCAAAUGCAAUCCCUUAUCUUCAGAUGGCUAUAAUUUUGUUUUGGUUUUUACCUUCUUUAAAGACUCCUGUUAGGUUAAAAGUCAUAUUUGAUGACUAUAUUCAUAAUUAAAUUAUUAAAUCACAUUUUCUCUUGAUAAUGCUUUGCAGGAGAAUUCUUAGCAAUUCAACUGUAGUCUAAGCAAUAACUCAGGGCUAAAUUCAGGGAAAUGUUAGCCCAAUCAGAUAUCACUAACAAUGUACUUCACCAUCUAUUUUGGAGUUUAUAAUUUUGGCAUUUGCUGAAAGUAGGAAAAACAGUAACAUAUUACUGUGCCCAGAUUCUAAUAAAUGUAGCUCAAUUGAAACCUAAACUGUUACAUUAAAUAAAUUACACUCUGGCACUAUGCUAAAUCACCACAGAUAUUUUAGGUGUUUAAUUUCCAAGCAGGAUGGUGUAUCAUUUGUUUGGUUCAAUAUACGAGGCACCAUUUGUAGUCUUUUAGGAAAUAAAUUAACUUUUAUCACAGAUUUAGGAAACUUGUCUAAAAAAACUGUGAUCAUCAGUUACAGAGGGAAGGAAACAUAUUGAACACAAGGCAUCAUAGUAGCUGGAGGCCUUAAAAAUUAUGCACGACUAAAAAGAAUGAUUUGGUGAGAGAUGUGUAGCUGAUUGACAAUUUUAGUGUGAAUUCACAUUCAUUUAACCCAGCAGCAAUCUACAUAAGCUAUGCUUUUUCCCCCCAUAUUUAUGUUUCUUAGCUUAUAAAGUCCCAAUAUAUUAUCUUUUGUUGCUUUGGCAGUUUUAAGUUAGAGCACUGCAUUCACAGAGAUGCCACCUAUAGCAAAAACUAUCUUUAAGAAUGGGAAACCAAAAUGAAUGUUUUAUAUAAAAUAUUGCAAGCUAUUAGGUGUAGAGUUAAUGUAUGGAAAUUUGCAUUUGUUUUUCUGAAUCAUGGUGCACAUUGAUCACUCACUGAAUUUUAUUUCUAAGCAAAUAAGAGAGUCAAACAUUUCUAAAAGGAACAUAUUAUGUUUUGCUAUUAAUAACAAGGAGAUAGGAAAAAUAGUAAGGUAACAUAAGCCAAAAAAAAAAAAUGUAAUGAAAUUAGCUGCCCUGAGUUGGAAUUUUUACAGAUUGCAUGCAUACUUAGAAUUUUAAAUUUUUAAAAGAUUUGCAAUUGAGUAUGGUACCCAGAGAGAGUGAGUAUCAAGGGAAAGAAGACCUAAUACAAGUGUUGUUGCCUGAUAAAUCACAUCUUGCCAAAAAGUAUAUAAUUUUUAGUAAAUACAGUUCUUUAGGAAGAAAAAAAAAUGUUGCCCUUUCACACUCACAAUGUAAAUACAUUGAUAAUAUUCCUUAAAUCAUCUAAAUUACUGCCAGGUCAUGAAAGGACAUGAUCAAUGAUGACCUACUGCACUGACAGGCAACAUUGACUCAAAUUUUGGCAAGAUUGCUAUGUUAUCUAGAUAAUUCUUGUGAUGUUUUUAUGUCACUAUCAACAUUAAAAACAUUUUAUGUUAAACUAUGAAACUUUCAAAAGUUUGACUGCAUAUAACUGUAUGGGCACUCUCAUUUCACUGCAUACAUACAAUACUUUGUAUACACAGACUUCUCAUGUGAAUAUUAUUUUAUUUAACCUAACAUUGAACUUUUAGAUUUUUGUGGUACUCAUCUGAAAGGUUGGCAUUUGUUUUCUUUUUAUGUUACAUAUAUAUUUUAGAUGAACCAAUAACGUGUAUUCCUAGAAAAUAGGAAUUUUUUCUUGGCACAAAUAGAUUGAUCAUUUUAUAUUGGCAUUUAAGACAUGUCAUUUUUGUUUUAUUGUUCUGUGUAAACCAUAUUCAUUGUACACUGUGUGUAUAUUUUUGUUUAAAUAAAUGUGAUUUUUAUUUUUUA